Molecule: messenger RNA, 2628 nt
Organism: Sugiyamaella lignohabitans
Lineage: Eukaryota; Fungi; Ascomycota; Dipodascomycetes; Dipodascales; Trichomonascaceae
Gene: CUL3
Product: cullin CUL3
Exons: 1
Coding region: 1-2628 (875 amino acids)
Biological process (GO): protein ubiquitination; ubiquitin-dependent protein catabolic process
Cellular component (GO): Cul3-RING ubiquitin ligase complex
Molecular function (GO): ubiquitin protein ligase binding
Source: RefSeq, a predicted model, not a curated record
AUGGCUACACGUGGAGGUAGAGCUCGGAUCAGAGCGCCCAAGAAGAGUUUGGCAGACGAGGCCAAUUUCGAUGUGUCGUGGAAUGAGAAGCUGUCGCCUGCUAUUAGAGAGAUUUAUGACAAGAAUGCGUCGAAACGAUCCUUUGAAGAGCUGUAUCGAACUGCCUACUACCUGGUGCUCAAAAAACAUGGCAAGAGGCUAUAUGAAUCGACGAAGCAACAGAUUAGGGAACAUUUAGAGAAUAAGGUGGUCGGGUCACUGACGCGGUAUAUUCAAGAUCAUGGCCAGAAUAGUGGGUCUGGCACCUCUGUAGCUGCAGGAGGUGACGAUAAUGUCGAUGGUACAAUACGCGAAAAUGGCACGGAAUUGGCAACUACAGAAAAUGCAACUAAAACGACGCCCAAAGGAACCCUGGACUUGGAAUCAGUGCCUGUGGACUUUUUGAAGCAGGUGCGACGAUACUGGGACGACAGCUGUCUGUGUAUGAAAAUGACGAGUGAUAUUCUCAUGUAUUUAGAUCGUGUAUAUGUUCAGGACGCAAAAGUGCCGCUGAUCUAUGAUGCUGGUCUUAUACUGUUUAGAGAUGCAGUAAUAUUCAAUCAAAAACUGCCAGUGGGUUCGAUUAUCGACAACAUCAUUAUAAACGAAGUGAUAAAUGAGCGGAAUGGCCAGAUCAUUGACAGAGUAGCUAUCAAGGCAACGGUCAAUAUGCUGGAAUCUUUACGAGAUUCUCAUAAUCCCCUAUUUACAAGCCCUAUUAGGACAGCUCAGAAUGACGGACGGCCUUAUGAUUAUCUGAAAAAUGGCACUGAUGGGCUAAUAGAUCUCGAUUCUGGCUUCGGUAGUGUAUAUACAGGCGAGUUUGAGCCCAAAUUCUUAGCCUCAUCUGAAGAAUAUUACUCUACUACAGCUAGAAAUGUACUGGAAUCAACCCCGGAUGCCCAUGUAUAUAUUCAAAAGGUGAAGUUUUGGCUCGAGGAAGAAGCUCAGAGAUGUAACCGAUACUUGUCGAUCCACACUCUUGACAAAGUGAUAACUCUCAUAGAGGAUGUGUUGAUUACGCAACGUAUCUCGGAAGUACUGGAACUACCGACAACUGGACUCGUGAGUUGGAUCGAAAACGAGCAGUAUGAAGAUCUGUCUCUUGCUUAUCAGCUGGUGGGCCGUGUGGACAAGACUUACAAAUGCAUCUGUGAGCUAGUGAAAAAGGACCUAUUAAUCGCAGGAAGGGAGGCCAAUAACGUAGCCAUUCGAUCCAGCGAAGAGGCUAAAGCGAGCAAAGGACGACCCAAGGAGAAACAGGACGCUGCAAACCCAGCUUCUGGAGCAGCAGGAGCAGGAGCUACUGCCACUCUGAAUCCGACUACUAUUGCGAUUAACUGGGUUGAACAAGUGAUUCGACUAAAGGAUAAAUACGACAAAAUUUUAAUUCAAUGUUUCGAGAAUCAGCAGAACAUCCGAAUUGCUAAUGAGGAGUCGUUCAUUUUGUUUGUUAAUGAAAAUCCAAAGGUAGCGGAAUUCCUAUCUCUAUUUAUUGACGAGAAUCUUAAACGAACCAUUAAAGGUAAAUCCGAUGAAGAGAUUGAAGAUACUCUGGAAAAGGCAAUCACGCUUUUUAGAUAUAUUGCCGACAAGGACCUGUUUGAGACAUACUAUAAGGUGCAUCUUGCUAAGCGACUGCUGAAUGGCAAGUCGGUAUCUGAUGAGGUCGAAAGGAAUAUGAUAGGAAAGAUCAAACGUGAAGUUGGAACUGCGUUUACAUCCAAGCUUGAAGGAAUGUUUAAAGACAUGCGUAUUUCCAAGGAUAUCAAUAAUGAAUUCAAGGCUGCUCAAUCACAAUUGCAGCAAUCAGACUCUGGAAACAAGGGUCUAGCGGAUAUCCAAGUAAACGUUUUGACAUCGACGUUUUGGCCCAGUGGUAUUGUAAAUACACAAGCCAAGUUCGUAUUACCUCCCGUUGUCGACGAGGCCAAGCAGCGGUUCGAGAAGUUCUAUCUUGGACGGCAUACUGGUAGGGUCCUAGCCUGGAACAUGUCCAUGGGUACAGCAGAUAUCAAGGCUCGUUUCAAGAAGCGUACACAUGAAAUCAAUCUGUCGACUGUUGCCAUGGUGGUUCUGAUGUUAUUCAACGAACUGCCGGAGGGACAUUACCUCACCUAUGAAGAUAUUCAGAAUACGACAGGCAUUGCAACCAGCGAGCUAACGAGACACCUGCAGUCGAUUGCUGUAGCACCUCGUACGAGACUUCUUCGUAAGGAGCCAAUGUCUCGAGACGUGAAACCGACUGAUAAAUUCUACUUCAACGAUAAAUUCGAGUCACCCAUGGCACGAAUCAAAGUACUCGCAGUGUCAGCAAAGAGCAAAGCCGAGAACGAUUCUGAACGCAAAGAGACACUUGACAGAGUAGACCAGUCUCGAAAGUACGAAACAGAUGCUGCAAUUGUACGUAUCAUGAAAUCGCGACGAACACUCGAGCACGUCCAGCUCAUUGCCGAUGCGACCCGCCAGCUCUCCAGCAGGUUCAAACCAGACCCCAUUCUCAUCAAACAACGAAUUGAUGCACUGCUGGAAAGAGAAUAUCUCGAACGAGACCCCGAGCGACGUAAUGUAUAUAACUAUCUCGCGUAA